AUAAAUGGUCUCACUUUAAAAAUAGGUCAUAAAAUGCACAAAAAUAUAAAUAACUGUUAGACCGCUAAGAAAACUAAAGAGCAAAACUCAAUAGACGCGCAAGAAUUAUCAAACAUUAGUGCAGAUAAAACUACCGAUAAGUAAUUGAAAGCAAGUCGAGGUAUUAUGGCGGAAGAGGAUUCGUUCGUUAUUUUAGGCAGUUCCCCUCUGCCGUCGCUGUACUCUCAUGGAAAUUCUCUUCUACACGAUGCCCUGGAGUAUGAUGGAGAUGGAAAUGGAGAAACCGCAGUGGCUGCGACAGAGAAUACAGCUGCUAUUGCUGCUCCUGUCAGUUUGAAUCAACAAAACGAAAUUGCGGAACUAACAAAAUUAAAUGAAAACAGCCUACCCACAACUUUGCCAUCGGAGCAAAAUUCAUUGGCUGCCAGCUUCCUCUUAGGCGAUGUUAAUCCUGAUGUGCUUAAGAACAGCGUAUACUCACAAUUUCCCAGCCUUUGCUCUAUGCAAGCUUGUGCCGAGGAUGUUGUAAAACUACAAACAAUGAUGACCGAAUAUGUGGCUCUAAAACAAACUUUGGAUAAAGUUAAUCAUACGAUGCAGGAAUAUUAUAAAAUUACCCAGAAGUGGCGAGAGGAAGCAUCUGGAAGGGAAGAGGCAUAUAAACAAAAGCUACAGGAAUGUCAAUUGCAGAUAGAUAAAUUAACUGAGGAAAACCGACAACUAAAAAAGGAUGUUGAAGGGAAUUUGGAGCAAAUGCGUCUGGUAGAGAGUAUCAGACAAAAGGAACACGAUGAACUUCGUCAAAGUGUGUCGGAAAAAUCUUCGUUAAUAAGCAAUAUGCGUGUUGAAAUUGAUAAACUGCAACAACAUCAAGUACCGUCCUUCGAGUACGUUCCUGAAGCUGUCACUACAGAAUCUGAAUAUAUUAAACGCGAGGAACAUGAACUUCAAGUUAAGGAUCUAAAACGACAAAUGUCACAAUUAUUGGCCGAAAAUCUUGAAAUCAAUGAUAUGAAAAAAACAUAUAUUGAUGAGAUCAACUGUUUAAAGGUCAACCUGACAAGUGCAGAAGAACUUUUUAAUGCAACGCGCGCCGAUGUCAAUAAUUUAAAAGCUAAGGAUCUUCAAAAAGAUGAAGAAAUUGCAUAUUUGAAGACACAAAUCGAUAUUUAUAGAAGAGAUUUUGAAAUGGAACGCGCUGAUCGGGAAAAGAAUGCCGGUGAAAAGGAGCAAUAUUUAGUGGAUUUGCGAGCAUUGCAAAGACGUAACCAAGAGCUCAUCGAGGCUCUGGCUGAAUCGCACAAAAAUAGUAAAUCUAGUUAUACGCCGUCAACAUCAGCUAGCACGAGCACUGUACGAGAUGAGCAGAGACCGGUAAGGGUGUUGGAUCCAACAGGCGCAGCUGCAAAGACAGCGGAUACAGAAUUCCGUUGUCCGAUCUGCUCGAAAUCAUUUAACGCAUUAACUGUUCUGCAAAGUCAUGUUAAUGACUGUCUGGAUAAAAAUUAAUCUUUCUUUUUGUUUGUGUAUAA
Drosophila nasuta is the source of this 1532-nucleotide messenger RNA. RefSeq names its product NF-kappa-B essential modulator kenny (gene key). Gene Ontology annotation, cellular component: cytoplasm; nucleus. The record is from RefSeq and is a predicted model, not a curated record. Bases 166 to 1509 code for a protein of 447 amino acids. NCBI's taxonomy places the organism in Eukaryota, Metazoa, Arthropoda, Insecta, Diptera, Drosophilidae. Gene Ontology annotation, biological process: regulation of canonical NF-kappaB signal transduction. Gene Ontology annotation, molecular function: K63-linked polyubiquitin modification-dependent protein binding. The transcript is spliced from 7 exons.